AUGCUUAUACUUAACACUGGCCCAUGUGACGAUUCAACUUUUAUUGAUAGUGUGGAAACAGUUAGAAGGCAAGCGGUUGAUGUUUCACUUCUUCUAGUGCAUGUAGAUCAGCUUUCAAAAAUGUUUGGUUGA
Messenger RNA from Entrophospora sp. SA101, 132 nucleotides. The record is from the annotation of a GenBank genome assembly. Lineage: Eukaryota; Fungi; Glomeromycota; Glomeromycetes; Entrophosporales; Entrophosporaceae.